Molecule: messenger RNA, 4845 nt
Organism: Punica granatum (pomegranate)
Lineage: Eukaryota; Viridiplantae; Streptophyta; Magnoliopsida; Myrtales; Lythraceae
Source: RefSeq, a predicted model, not a curated record
UUAAGAAGGAAAAAAAAAAAAAAAAAAAACAGAGACAGAACAAGCACUACAGCCAACAACAGACUUUGGAACAUCUGUGUCUUUCCAUCAGGGAUCUCUACGGCUAAUUCUCUCCCUACCUAUUCCAUCCCAGAAAGAAAGGUUCCUCUCCCUCUGAUGAAUCUUUGGUUUCCAUUCGUCCCCCUUCUGCUAAGGAAUCCCAACUCCAUUGCAGAACCAAACCUUACACACCUCUCUCUCUCUCUCUCUCUCUCUCUCUCUCCCCCUCUGUCUCUCAGUGAUAUCAGUUCGGGGAUAGAAAGAAGAAAAGCAACAUUUGCUGGUGGAACUUGAAACGGGACCUGAUCAGUAGGGCUCAAUCAGAGUGAUCUGAAGUCACUCUCUGAUCUGUUCUUCCUUUCGAAGGUCCAAGACAAGGAGGGUCCAUAGAAACUCCCCGGGUUGGAAUUGAUCGAGCUUCUGAGACAGCCAGAGCCAAUCCAUGGGAUCAUCAGCAAGAGGCGGAGAGUCGGAUUCGGAGAAGCUGCUUCUCUACCUAUCAAGUGACUCAGCAGGCUCGGAACGAUCGACUCCAAUGGAAACCUCCGAUGCAUCGGCAAGUUAUGCAAAAACCAAUGAUGCCCUUUUGGAUGGAGAGGCAGAUGGUAUGAAGGAAUUGAUGGGAGCUUUAACAAGGAGACGCAGCUUGAAGGUGGCCAAGGGGUUGACAAGAAUGUCCAGCUUAAAACCCAGAAGGCCUACCACUAGGAAAGUUUUCAGCGGAUCAGAGCGGAAGAAAAAAUUGAAGAAGUUGAGGUCGAUCAAGCUCGUGGGUCCGGCCAGCAGCUCAUCAAGAAGACAGGAGGGUUUAGAUCAUGACCAGCUCUCAAGAUCACGGGAUGAAGCAGAUGUGCCACCGAAUUACUUGAAGGCAACGAGGUCUUCUGAUGUGAAGAAGGUGAAUUCUCAACCGAGUCCUCACAAGUCGGAGUGUAGUAUUAGCAGCAGUGAUGGUGAAGGGAAAAUUGUGAAUAGCUUUACCAUAAGCACUGCUAGGAACAAACCCGUAAUAGCUUUCAGGAGAACAGCCAGUCUCAGACCAGUGAGAAUCUUGGCAAAAGUGCCCAGCUUGAAACCGAAGAGGCCUUCCACAAGGAAAUGCUCAGACAAUUCCAAGGUUUCCGACUCGAGUGUCCACAGCGCCACCUGUUCUUCUGCAAUCAAGGGCUCUAAGUUCCUCGCCCAAGUGGAGAACCAACAGGCAGGAGAUGUGUCUGAGAAGAUUUCUGCCAUGAAAGUCUGUCCUUAUAGCUAUUGCUCCCUCCAUGGUCAUCAUCAUGCUGCUCCAACGUUGAAGCGAUUGAAGUCUGCACGAAAGCGUGUGAAAAAUCAGAGGAGCAAGAAGUUGGAUGUUCUUUCGCGAAGUGGAAGGGAGGAUUUUGAAAAAGAGAGUUCCCAUGAUGCUGAGAAGGUCAAGAAGGAAUUGACUGAGGAGAUCAACUGUAGAAAAGAUGCAGGUUCAAAUGCUGAUGAUGGACGAGACAGGGUCAAAGAGGUUGCUGAAAAAGUUUUUCAAGAAAAGAAAGAGCAAAGCAGGACAGCCGACCCUCCAGUGGCUCGUGAGGAGAAUCUAUGUCAAGCAUUUGAUUCUUCUUUAAAAGCUCCAGCAAAUCAGAAAGCCCAUGAACAAAGAGAAUCUGCAGUAGACAUUCUCGAGUCCAUUAAUGCAGAAAGGAAGGAAAAGGAGGAGUCUGGAGAAGGCCCCGGUAGUAGAGGAAGAAAGUUUGUUUCCAUUGGAACUCAAACUGAUCUGGAACUUGAAGAGUGGGGAAAUGAUUAUUCUGUUUCAUAUCACAUUGAAAACGACCACAGCGAGGAGAUAUCAGAAGCCUUUGAAACUGUCCAAGAAACUGAAGACGAGAACCCUCCCGCAUCAGGUGAACUCAGCCAUGGGGAUUCUACUUCAAACAAUGAGCAACCAAAUUCAUCUAAAGCAGCGGCUGUUGCUGAUGAAGAAGAAGUAGCAGGAGCAGUUGUAAGUGUUUUCCCAACAGAAGAGUUGGGUUCAGCACAUGCAAAAAUGGAGGAAAACCUGGGAUCUCCAGAAGAACCAAAAGAAGCUCUUCCUGAUCUGAGAGAAGAACCGAUCUCAGUACGUGAGGAGAAGAACAAAAACCAGGAAUCUCCUGGAGAACCGAUAGAAGCUCUUUCUGGCUCAACAGGAAUGUCCCUUUUGGCAUGUAAGACGAUGGAUGAAAACCUGGAGUCUCCGAGAGAGUCUGAGCCGGAUAGCACCAGCGACGAUUCAUUUAAGUCGUCAUUUGGGAGACGGAAGUUCAAUGAUCUGUGGUAUCUCAUAUAUCAACACAUGGUAUCAGAUGUAGCUGAAAAUGGGGGAAUUGAAUCACCGGUUCAUCAGGUCAACAAAGAUGCCAACUUGUUGCCUGGAUCGGAUCGGGAUCCCCAGGUGGCAAAUCAUGAUGAAGCUGCCCAACAGGAGGAACUCCAGCAGAGUGAUGCAAUAAAAUUGCUGCAAGAGGCAAUCAGCAAAAUUCUUGAACAAAGUCAAGACCAAUGCUUGAUGAAGAAAUCCAGUGCUGACAACAUCAAUUUCGAUAAGAAGGAAACAGGUGAGGAUCGCUCCAUUGAUCAUAAAAGCGAGAAAGAACCAGACCUGGAAGAAGAGAAGCUGGAAGCUCUUGAAGUGUCCAAAAUCGAGGCGAAAAGAGAAGGAAAUGCAGGAGGCAGGCCAAAUCAGAUGGCAUCUAAAAGAUGGAGCAAUCUGAAAAAAUAUAUCCUCAUGAAGAGGUUUAUCAAGGCGGUGGAGAAGACGAAGAACUUCAGCCGGAGGAUACAGCGAUUUCCGUCCUCGGAAGUAUACCCUGAGCAAGAGAAGGUCAAUCUCAGACGCCAACAGAUAGGAGAGAGGAAAAUCGCCGAGGAGUGGAUGCUCGAUCGUGCUCUUCAGAAGGUAAUUUCUAAACUGGAUCCAGCUCAGAAAAGAGGAGUAGCCUUCCUUGUGGAAGCAUUUGAGACGGUCAAUCCAGUUGCGGGAGGCAAAACUGGCAUGAGCAUGAAUGCAUCAUCUCCAUCUAAUGUUAAUCGUUCAGGAGCCAGAGAGACUGCCUUAGUUCAAAAUGAGGGGCAAUCUACAAAGCACAACGGGGAUUCCGCUGAGAUUCUUACUGUCCCCUCUGAUGAUGGCGAGAGAUAUCAGAAGGAAAAUGAAAAUUUGGUCGCAAGCCCCACUGAGCAAGCGAGUAAACUCAUCUUUGUCAGUGAACAGCCAGGUGAAAGGAAUCUCUCGGUGCCGCCUCAAAAGUCCAUUGACGGAGACAAAGCUGAAAACAGGGAUCAGGUUGGUGGUCCAGCGGUAGGGAGAGUUCAAGAUAUCCAAAGGGAAGGGAUCCCAAGUUCAAAUUCACAGCUUAAGACUGGGAAUGAUGGAAGAAGCAGAAAAAGCUUGUUGGACAGUGACAUUUCAAGGAUGUGUGUAACCGAAGAUCACGUAGAACGAACAGCAGUUGAAGUUUCAAUUUCUUCCGCUCUGGUCCAUGAUGAGCCGAUAAAUCCAACAGCAGCCAGCAAGACUGAUGACGGGGAUGUCAAUUCAAUAAGAACAGUCGAACUGACUGAAGCUCUGGAGAAAGAUGGUGAAGCUUUGGUAGGAAAAGAAGUGGUCCUGGGAUCUCCUCAUUCUGAAGAAUGCAGGGCAGAUGAAGGGGAUGAACCGCAGUCAGAGAAGAAGAAAUAUACAGGGUUGUGGUACUUGAUAUACAAGCAUAUGGCAUCAGGUCUAGCUACAGAACAAGGAAGUGAGCCAAUUGACCCUCGUGUUGAUGGUAACAGACUGGAAGAAGAAAACGAAGAGGAGGAAAGCAGAUCUGUUGACAUGCCCAGCUCUUGCCCAGGUUCAUUGCGAGCCGAGCAGGACGGGCUUAUCAAAGGGAGGGCAGAGGGUGAAGAGAUGAAACUCCGCAAGAUUGAAGCUGUUAAGCUUGUCCAGCAAGCACUUGAUGAGAUGCUUCUUGAAUGUGAGGACAGCUCACCCCAUGAUCGAUCCAAUACCAGCAAUGGUGGAGUUGACGAACAGGAAUCCAAGGAAAAUAGUGGCAGCAACUACAGAGAAAAUUCUCUUCCAGCAUCUACUGAUACUGCUAAAGAUGGUCCCAUGCACUUUGGAAAAGUGAAAGAGAACAAGCCACUGCCGGAUUUAGAGAUACAGCUCAAACCAGACGAUGCUGUCCAUCAAGAAGAAGAAAGUACUGACUUCAAGGAGGGGAACAAAUCGAACCCGAGAUCGGUGAAGAACUGGAACAAUCUGAGAAAAAUGAUCCUCCUCAGUAGAUUCGUCAAGGCACUAGAGAAGGUGAGAAAUUUCAACCCCCAGGAGCGGGGGCAUCUGCCUCUGGACCCUGACAGGGAACGAGAGAGGGUUAAUCUGAAGCAUCAGGACAUGGACGGGAGGAAGAACGCCGAGGAAUAUCUGCUGGACUAUGCACUUCAACGAGUUGUUUCCAGGCUCACUCCAGCCCGGAAGCAAAAGGUUCACUUACUCGUGGAGGCUUUUGAAACAGUCACUCCCCCUCUCAGGAAAUGAUAUCAACUUAGGUACGCUGUCAACAGCUUCAAAUCAUGCAAAUCCAUGCACAUCAGCCAAUAAUCAAAUGGUUAGUUUGGGACAGAUCCUUGAUUCUAUUUUCUUACUAGGGGUUUUGUAUUCAUAGAGCAGUAUUAGUAGCAGUUGUUCGUACUGCGGGGGUUUUGGGACGAUUUGUGUAUUCGGUUGUUCAUUUUUGUUCAGAUCGUAAUGUACUAAAGUCUGGUGUAUACGAAGCAUUUCAGGACAUGUUUUUGCAUGGAUCA